UGAUUUCCUUUUAUUCUGCAGUGGACACCACGUGGAUCGCCCGGUGUCCUGGUUUUCUCUUUGGCCGCGCUGGCAAGAGCCAUCCUUACUCCCAAACUGUCCUCACUGCUUUCCUGUAUUCCCUCAGACAUAAACCAACUGCUGAGAGGCUGGUUUGCUCCACGCUGCAGCGCUUCACAAUCAGCCUUUGAUUCAGUCUGUUGAUUUAUUUAGUCUAAUUUGGUUCCAAUACUUUUGUCUGUGACUUGGAUCUAUUUAUUCUCCUUGGCUCUUUUAGGUCACAUCAAUUUGUUGUGUCUCGCCCCCAAUCUCCUAUGCAUUAGCUGAUUCCUGUAGUUGGGUUUUCUGAUAGAGUAGGUAUCACACUUGUCCCUGGAUUCAGGUAUUUAAUCUUAUUAUGACAUAGUCAUUUUCACUCACCAAGUUUUCUACAUUGCUUAAAAAUUUUCAAAUAAGAGUCACUACUGAUUUAUCUCCCAGUGUUCUUCUGGUUUUUUUUUCUUUUGUUUGUUUUGGGAUUUUUGUUACUUUUUUCUUCCUGUUUGGUUUUUAUUAUUAUUAUUUUUAUUUAACCUGGUGAACCCACAGCUCUGUUCUUCGGCACUGCUUAACUGUUUUUUAAUCCAAGUUCCUUUUUAUUUCCUUCUGGUAGCUGAAUAGCAGAUGAUUUAUCUCACGUACCAUUUUAUUUUCUCUAGGGUCUGAGGAUUAUUUAAAAUGCAAGAGAAAAAAAAGAACAUAUUCUGGUUUUAAUUGAAAAGAAUUUCCAAUAUCUAGAGCUCUAGUAUUUACUAAAGUAGGUUAGAAUAAUACUUUUUGAUAAGUCAGAUGCCACAUUUCAGCUACAAUGUACUGUGCAAUUAAAUAAGAUGUCGAAUGUGAGUGAACACAAAUUAGUAAUGCAGUCUUAGUCUGAAGUGUUCAACCAGCUGAAAUGUUGAACUCCUUGUCUUUUAUCUCCUUGUUACAAGGAGAGAUAAGAAACUUCAGUGCAUGGUGUGCUGUCCCAGAGUAAAUGGUGUGCUGUGACUUGGGCUGCAGUGUGACUUUUUAGCAUCCCUUGAUUUGUUCAAAUUGAUGGUUGACUAAAUCCUUUUAUUUUGUGCAGACCUGGUUUGUGUGUGGGUAUAAAGGAAUCUGGCAGUGGUGCACCUUUGGGUGUAGCAGUGGGAAAGAGCUGGGCUUUGGACCUGGCCAGGAGGGAUUUUCAGGAUUGCUCUGUGCCAGGUGGACCUGCUGUGUCUUUUCUGAGGUCUGAGUUGUUGCUGAUAGUUGUCCUUUCCAUCCCUGGAGAAGCCAGAAUGAAAAAAAAAGCUAGACAGUGGGAGACAAAUGAAAAGUGACUUGGUGUCAUUUUGUUCUGCGUGCAGGUGUCAGCAGUGCUGGUUAGCCUAGGCUGCUCGGCAGUUCUUUCCAGCAUUUUCCUUGAUUCUUAACACAGCAAGGGGAGAAGCAAUAGGGUUCCUCCAGUGAGUGUUGGAAAAUGGUUUUCCUACUUCAUCACGUUCAAGUGCCAUUUAAAGUUUCUGCAAAUAUCUCUUUUCCCCAGAGCUAAAAAAUAUCGUCUGUCAGUAGAUGUUGUUGGGUUUUUUACUGUUAUUUUAUGUGCAGUACUACUAUCAUCAUUCAGUGAUGUUUGUUUUCUUUUUUUAGCAGUAUAGGAAAACAUUAGUGGCAGGCAGGGUUUGAUGUCUGGUGCUGGACAUCACCUUCCACCCCCAGAGAUGGGUUUUCUAGGGGGCCUUUGUGUGUGCAGCUCUGCCUCUGCUUGGCCCAUUAAUGGGGGGAAAGGAUGUGCACUCUGCUAAUGAGGAGUCCUGCUAUGCAAACAACAGCCUCUGACGGGAACAAGGGUUCAGGGCAGCACGUGCUUGUGGUAUCAGAACCUGUCUGCCUUCAUCUAAAUUCCCCACACAUCACUUAGGAGAAAUAAAGCAAAUAUAUGAUACAACAAAGAGCCCUAAAAAGACAUAGUGAAACCUAUAAAAAGCAACAGCCAAAGGAUUUUUUGGUCUGAAAGCUGUCCCUGCACAGUAAUUUGCAAGAUAGUUUCCAGUCCCAUCUGCUGUCAGGCACUGCCCUGAUUCAGUGCUGAUUCAGUUCACCUUUCAUAACACCAUGGCUCAGACCCACAGUUGCUUGGGUGUCUAACCAGUGACUCCUGGGUCUCCCCACAUUUCUGUGCAUGUGAGCACUUGUGUUUUGUCAAGAAUCUCCACUGCAGGCAACAUAAUUCUGUCUUUACCUGACAUUCAAAUUGUUUAUCCUUUUGAAAAAAACACCUUACAAAUAGGAUUUCUAGGGGCUGUGCCAUCAGAAUAUGAAAAAGCACUCCUAAGCCAUUAUUGCAGGGCUGGGAAGAAAAUGUGGUGGUUUUAAAGCAAUCUGUUGAUAGGUAUUCUUGGGUGUAUUGAUGGCAUUCCACUCAGUCAGCCAGCUGGCCUCAAAACCUGAGCCAACAGUAGUAUAUGUGUUACAAAACUUUGAGCAGGGCUGUUGCAUGGCAACUGCUUAGCUAACAUUUGUAUUAGUGGAUUCCUUUGAGAAUUUUUGAAGUUUUUCAGUUCUUGAUUGAAGAAAAAAAAAAGAAAGCUUACCAGCAGCUACUCAGUCACCUGCAUUUUAUGUGGAAAUGAAAAAGAGAGGGGUAAUUCCUUACCAAUGGCAGUGAAAUGCAUAUGGAAUGGAAGACAGAUUGUGUAUGAUGUUCUUCAGCUCAGGUGCCACGGGGAGCUGCCAGCAGCUGAAGGAGUGCUGGGCAUGUACUUAAAGCCACAUGGGGCAUUUCUAAUUGAUGAGAUCCACUUUUGCCACCAGUGUUUAUAAAAGAAGAGUGAAAGGCAACAAAGGUUUGUCCCAGCAGCCGUGCCAGCUUUUCUCUGCUGUAGAAGUAUAUCUUCCCUUAAAUGCCUGCUAACAUUUGCAAGACAAGCACACAAAAAGCAGAGUUGUGGUCCCUGGCUGCCUGCCAUUUGAUAACAAAUGCUGCAUUCCUCUUCCAGCACUGCAGCAAUUCAGGCCUGUUGGCAAGGGCACUGCCAAGCCUCUGACCUGGCUGUGCAGUGUCAGGCCUGCAUCACCAUCAUUUUCACUGAUGGUCUGUUAAUUUGGAAGUGGUAUGGAGGACAGCCUGCCUUCAUCUUGGGGAUUGCCAGUUGUGCAGGAGGUGUGUGUGGGUGUCAUCUGGCAUUGUGGCCUGCGUCCUGGGGACAGACUUUAGAAGGACAGGAAGCUGAGAGGGGAUUCUCCUGUCUGGCCAAGUCGUGCUUAAAGCAACAUAGAAGGGUUGCAAGAGGAGAGGGCUGCAAGAAACAAAAGGUUUUAUGCUACUCAGCUGCAAACCCCCAGCCUAGCUAUGACCACAAGUUCCUUUACAGACUUCACCUUAUGCCUUUGGGGACUGCAGUACCUCCUGAGGACCAGAUGGGCCAGCAGAGACAGAGCAGUCCCUGAGAAGGUGCCAAAGGGAACAUCCUUCCACACAUCUACGGCCAGUUAGUGGGGUCAGUUCUAAAUCCUUAGUGUUGGAUGGCUGUACACUUGCAAUGAUUGCAGCCAUUAGGGCUUGAAUCAUUCCCCUCCUGUUCCCUGGCUCUGAGUGAACUGAAUCCAAUAAGUUCCUGAGCAGCCUCUCAGCAAGUGUGUGCUUAUCACUAAGCCUGCAUAGAAGUGGACGUCACCAAACCGACAUUAUUGGGUCCCAGUGUGCAGCUGAAUCAGGAUUAUAGACUUCCAGUGUUGCUGUGAUAUGAACUGAUUGUGAUGAGCAUUUAUGAUGUUAGUUAAUGGACAAAUUUUGUUAAUUGCCCUUGGGAGUAUUUUUGUUACAUUCCCAUCUGAAUUACAUUCCCAUCUUUCCACUGUAACUUACUAAGGAGUUUCAGUACUGGUUUGAUCUCAGGGAUUCAGUUACACAGUAUGCUGUAGGCUUUAAUAUCAGUUGCUUUGCCUGUACAUGCUCGUGUGUUAGCUGAUUUUUCAGAGGACAUGAUGAUGUAAGCCUACGCAUCUGAGGUGAAGAUAAAGCCCUUGAUCUGGCUGUAGUUUUGGUUGCCUAAACCACUUUAGGAACUUGCAUUCAAAACAUAGUAGAUUUAAAAUUGCAGUGAGUAUGCACAAAAAUAUUUCAAAGCAUUCCUGAAACCACUAUGAAUAAAAUGGAAGUGAAUGAAACUUGAUAGCUAAAAAGGUAUGUGAAGUUUGAAUGCAAGACAAGCAUUUCAGCCAGACCUUUGAGAUCAAGGCUUAUGUGUGUGAUGCUGAACAUCUCUAUGUACAGAAUGGGCUGAUUUUCAAGGAUGCAGAAGGCCUCACUGACCCAUCAGAGAUGGCUGGAGUCAACAGGGAGAGGGAUUUGCCUGCCUGCAUGGAUGGCAUUGCAGGCUCUCCCUUCCUCCCUUCCAGGAGCUGUGUAGUGGCAGCAUGAGCAUCCCUCUUCUGAGGUGGGGUGUCAGUAGCUGGGAGCUUCUGUGCCACGUCUGGGGUUCCAUUUUCAGAGGAGGCUCUUUCACUUGCUCUCCCAGGGUGAGGGCUGUGAUGUGCAGAGGCUGAGCUGGCCGUGCUGUUUUGCAGGAGGAUGAUUCCCGUGACCGAGUUCCGGCAGUUCUCGGAGCAGCAGCCGGCGUUCCGCGUGCUGAAGCCCUGGUGGGAUGUGUUCACCGACUACCUCUCGGUGGCCAUGCUGAUGAUCGGCGUCUUCGGCUGCACCUUGCAGGUCAUGCAAGACAAGAUAAUAUGCCUUCCAAAGCGCGUCCAGCCUUGCCAGAACCAAUCUAAUAGUUCAAAUGUGCUUAGCACAAUGCCAGACACCACCCCCCUUCCCCCACCAAGGCCAUCCACCCCUCCAGCUACAGUUGAAAUGAAGGGACUCAAGACUGACUUGGACCUUCAGCAAUACAGCUUUAUAAAUCAGGUGUGCUAUGAACGGGCUCUGCACUGGUAUGCCAAGUACUUCCCUUACCUUGUCCUUAUACACACACUGGUCUUCAUGCUGUGUAGUAACUUCUGGUUCAAAUUCCCUGGAUCAAGCUCCAAAAUUGAACACUUCAUUUCAAUACUUGGGAAAUGUUUUGAUUCCCCCUGGACAACGAGAGCUUUAUCUGAAGUGUCAGGGGAAGACUCUGAAGAGAAGGAUAACAGGAAGAACAACAUUAACAAGUCUAAUACUACUCAGCCAAGCACUGAAGGCACUUUGGUCAAGACACAGUCUUUAAAAUCAAUCCCUGAGAAGUUAGUUGUGGAUAAGGGAUCACCUGGGGCAUUAGAUAAAAAAGAAGGUGAACAGGCCAAAGCACUGUUUGAAAAGGUGAAGAAAUUUCGACUGCAUGUUGAGGAGGGUGAUAUACUCUAUGUCAUGUACGUUCGCCAGACUGUACUUAAGGUAAUUAAAUUCCUUAUUAUUAUUGCUUACAACACAGCACUUGUCUCAGAAGUUAAUUUUACAGUUGUCUGUAAUGUUGAUAUUGAAGACAUGACAGGAUACAAGAACUUUUGCUGUAAUCACACGAUGGCACAUCUGUUCUCUAAACUUUCUUACUGCUACCUGUGCUUUGUAAGCAUCUAUGGCCUGACAUGCCUUUAUACACUGUACUGGUUGUUCUACCGUUCCCUGAAGGAAUAUUCGUUUGAGUACGUCCGGCAGGAGACAGGAAUCGAUGACAUCCCAGAUGUCAAGAACGACUUUGCCUUCAUGCUUCAUAUGAUCGAUCAGUACGAUCCUCUCUACUCCAAGCGCUUUGCUGUCUUCCUGUCUGAAGUCAGUGAAAAUAAGCUGAAGCAGCUGAACCUAAACAAUGAGUGGACUGCAGAUAAACUGCGACAGAGGCUGCAGACAAACUCCCACAGCCAUUUGGAGCUACAGCUUUUCAUGCUUUCCGGACUACCAGACACAGUGUUUGAAAUUACUGAGCUGCAGUCUUUAAAACUUGAAAUAAUUAAUAAUGUAAUGAUACCAGCAACCAUUGCACAGUUGGACAAUCUCCAGGAGCUCUCAUUGCACCAGUGCUCUGUGAAGAUCCACAGUGCUGCCUUGGCUUUUCUGAAGGAGAAUCUCAAAAUCUUGAGCGUCAAGUUUGAUGACAUCAGAGAACUUCCACACUGGAUGUAUGGCCUCAGAAAUUUGGAAGAACUCUAUUUAAUUGGCUCCCUAAGUCAUGAUAUUUCUAAAAACAUUACACUGGAGUCUUUUCGGGAACUUAAAAGCCUAAAAGUUCUACACAUAAAAAGUAAUUUGUCCAAAAUCCCACAAUCUGCAGUUGAUGUUUCAAGUCACCUGCAGAAAUUGUGUAUCCAUAAUGAUGGCACUAAGUUAGUGAUGCUCAACAACCUGAAGAAAAUGGUCAACCUGACACAGCUGGAAUUGGUUCAUUGUGAUUUAGAGCGCAUACCUCAUGCAGUCUUCAGCCUUCUCAGUCUUCAGGAAUUGGAUCUAAAGGAAAACAACCUCAAAUCCAUUGAAGAAAUAGUAAGUUUUCAACAUCUGCGAAAGCUGACCAUUCUAAAGCUGUGGUACAACAGUAUAACCUACAUCCCAGAGCAUAUAAAGAAACUCACCAGUCUAGAGCGGCUUUCCUUCAGCCAUAACAAAAUAGAGGUUCUUCCGUCCCACCUGUUCCUAUGCAACAAAAUCAGAUACUUGGAUUUGUCUUACAAUGACAUUCGCUUUAUCCCACCUGAAAUAGGAGUUCUUCAGAGUUUACAGUACUUUUCCAUCACUUGCAACAAAGUGGAGAGUGUGCCAGACGAACUGUACUUUUGCAAAAAACUGAAGACUCUGAAAAUUGGGAAAAAUAACUUGUCAGUCCUUUCACCUAAAAUUGGUAAUUUGACAUUGCUCUCCUACUUGGAUAUUAAAGGCAAUCACUUUGAAAUCCUCCCGCCUGAGCUCGGUGAGUGUAGAGCUCUGAAGAGGACUGGUUUCACUGUAGAGGACAACUUGUUUGAAACUUUGCCUUCUGAUGUCAGGGAGCAAAUGAAAGCUGAAUAACUUCUUCUUGCUUGGUUUUACAGAAAUAACACUGCUACCAAAAACUCUCUAGAGAAUGCAUACUCUGAUUAUGCAUUUAAUUUGUCAUUAUUUUUUUCUUUUUCAAAUCCUUUCUGUACAAACAAAUUUGGAGUAAGGAGUACAUAUAUUUUUAAAUAAAAUUUUCUCAUAUUUUUUCACUGUUUUAAGAUAUUUUUAGUUUGUUUUGCCCUGAGAACAAGGGCAUCUGUAACUUAAUUUUUACUGGUAAAAGUAAAUGAUUUUGUCUGUUUUUCUUUCCAUUUCCUGAUCCCACUAGGGAAACUGUGUUUAAGAUGUAUGCUUUGGGUUGCAUAGUUUGUAAGAGAUCAUUAUAUUAUCUUCCUAGUUAUUGUUAAUCCCUUAGGACAUGGUCUUCAACAGGUGGUGCUGCAGGUGUUGAAUGCCUUUGUUUCCUCUUUUCUUCAGUGGCAGUAGAAGGUGUUCAACAUCUAACAAGAUCAAACCUAGGCUGACAAUCCCUUUUUACUUACCACAGGGUUUUCUCAGAUGGUCAAAGCAAGUGGAAAAGGUUCUUUAUGUAUUUUAACAGGUGAGAGGUAGCAUGCAGAACUCCUUCAGGGCCUGUUGGCCAUUCACACAGUGCACUGAGCAGGAGGCACUCACUGUGAUUUCCUCUUUGGUGCAGGAAGAGUAAGGUCACAGUUCACAGUGGAAUCAGGACCAAAGUGACUCAUGUAAAGGUUUUCCUAACAGUGCAAAGGGAUGUGGCUGCCCAUUUCCUACUAACUUGAGUGGAAUGGGUGCACUGAACUCACUAUCUUGGAAAUGUCAACUCAGCAAGAUGAAAUGCUGUCUUGAAAAACCCCAUCGUCCCUUAAACACCAGUGCUGCAAGAGAGAAAGUGCCCUCUGCCCCCUCAGCCCACUUCCCCCCACAUUGCUUGGCACCUUCUAGGAAUGGGAUCCAGAAAAAGUGCAAUCAUGCUUCGUUUGUAAAGCUUCUGACAGGGAAAUAGCCUCUAAUAUGCUCCUUGAUUUAGCCUGGGUAGCAUAAAACCAAGCUCAGCACAGGAACAUUUGCAGAUUUGCAAAAAUGAGAUUAAAUGAAUACAUUAAUUUCUCACAAGUCUCAGCCUACCCAGCAUAUCCAAGGACAGUGAUGAAGGCUAUGUUUUCAUCUCCCUAAGAGUAACUAAAUUGGAAAUCAUACAGUUGGAAGUUUGCUUUGUAAAAUAAUGUAAUCUCCGAUGUGCCUCAUGUUGGGAACUUUAUCCUCGGAAGCCAUGUUCAGCUGUUUAUUUAAUCCAGCCAUUUGAUUUCUUUUAGUCGGGUUUUAAAGAGAUGUGCUGCUCACAAGCUAAUUUAAGCUAAUCAAAAGUAGUAAAAUAUUUUGCUGGGAGGAGCUCUCUGCAUCGUAUCCAACACAUAUUUGAGUCAGAUGCAGGCACUCAGUAAAUGUUUUGCAAGAAUAUCUGGGAAUAAGUCCUUAUUUCACUAGGAGAUAAUACUGUUCAUAAAUUGCAGAGGUUCAAUUGCAGUUUGUUCAAAUUUAUGUAAAAUAUUUGACAGUUGUCAGAUUGGUUGCUCUUAAAUGUUUUCUAACUGCCAUUGUGUGUCUUGAGCUACAGUUAGUCUGAGUUCUUGAGCUUGGUACAAAAGCAUACAGUUGGUUUAAGUGUAUGACUUACAAAGGUGGGGAGACAAACUGCAAUGAGACCUUCCUCAUUAAUCCAGGGUGUGCUAUGCAAUUUGGUGUGAGCUUGCCACAGUACCAGGUCAGACUUAUUUUUUGCGCUUGGCUGUGUUCUGGAGAAGAUCCAGAUUAAUCAAAAAUGGGUCAGGCAUGAAGGAAUCAAAUCAAGCUUUUUUAAAGGGGUUUGAUUUAGUUCUAUUUAAGACUUGUAAUUGAUGUAGCUAUUGUAAGAGCUACCCUUACUUGUGUGUGGAAUGCACUUACUGGAACAGCUUGGCAGUAUAUAUAUUCUAAAUAUAUUUCACUAUGAUGUUAUGUGAGGAAGAGAAACAUUUCAUUGGUCAUAUUAACCUAAUUAUGUAAACCAAAGUGCUGUUGUCCCUGAUGAAUGUAAACUGUUUGAAAUGUCCAGGUAAUUGGUGGAGCUGUAUAGUUCUCUUAGUUAGAUUUUAAAUACAGGAUUACAUUUAAAGGUUUUUUUUAAGUCUUUAUAUUCCUUGAUGUAGCAUUUUAAACCCCUAAUUUAUUUUGUGUGUAAUAUUGUUUCAUGUGUAGUUUGUGGUCUUGUUUCUGAAUGGAAGUUAUGCACAUCUCAUAACUGAAAGUUGGAGACAUGUUCUAUGCCAUUUUUGUAAAUACAUCACUUAGGGGAUGUGGGGUUUUCUUUGUAACUGAUUAUAUUUAUACCAGUGCAACCCCUCAUGUGGACACAGUUACAGAGUAUAAAGUGCCUUGUGCUGGCAUAUCUUUAUUCACUGUGCAAGGAAUAAACUAUACCAGUCUAAGCACUUUGACACUAAUAACUGUAUCUUCUCCAAGGGUUUGGUCAGCUGAGAAGACAUCCUCAGUCUGACAGCUCACUGUCACCAAAAAGGGGCAGCUUCCUCCUCCUCCCAUGCUCCCUAUUCCUGCCAACAUCUUCCAGCUGCUUCUCAUGUACCUUUACAGGUCUAGUGCUGGUCUGAUCCCUCCACAGGAUAAAUGAGCUUUUUAAGCCAGCAGAAAACUAUGCCAGUCUAAAAAAGGGACUCAUUUUCUGCUGGAUCAGCUCUCUAAAGGAUUGGAUGGGCACUAGGAUGGGAGUAACAAGGGGACAGGACUCUCAGCUGAGGCCUGUACAAGAAGUCAGGGCAAGUCCCUUUGGAGAUGCUAGGUCAGUUCAUCAUCUUGCCAAGCCGUGUGCUUGGAGAACUGUGCUGUUUUAUGUGUAGCAGGGUGAGGCAGCUUGGCUUUUGUGAGUAGACAACCCUCAGGCUCACAGUGGACGAUAAAAUAUCACAUUACUGUUAAUUUUGUAAUGAAACAAACUCAGGUAGCUGCACUGUUGAAUUUUCUAAACCUCUUACUGUCUAUUCUGGGAUGUAUUUUCCAAACCCAUAUUACAGUAACUUAGGAAUGAGUCAGCUGAGGGAAGAUUGUUUUCUAAUUGUCUAUAACAUCCAGGAAAAUAUGUAAAAGUGCCAUAUUUACUCAGUGAAUUAUGUACUGCUCAUAUGUAUAUUCACGUGCAAUUCAUACUAGACUUUCUGUGACCAAUAGUAUUUGACUUAGAGUGGAUGGACAUUUUGUGGACAAUACUUUAGCAUGGUUUAUAUAUAUACAAAGAGUUUCUAUAACUACUUAUAUUAAUCAGGUGCCUAACAAGUAUGACAGUUCCAGAAUUUAAGCAAGGCAUUUUUCCAUUAUUGUUCAAAAAUAAUAAAAAUCUUCCUUGGUAACAGAAUUAGAGAUGACAAAGAUUGCAUCAAAAGUAAGAAGACAACCUUCAUAGCACAUUGAGCCUGACAGGCAAAUCUACUUUGUGAUCAAAAUCUGGAGAUGUUAAUCUCCCCCUUUGUCAAAAUUAGAAUGGUUAUUUGUGCUGACCUCGUGCAUCCAGCCAGCCCAACAACUUUUGCAAAUUCUGAUUGGAAAAUGCCUGCUCCAAGUCUUAUAUCACUUUUCUGGCACGUCAGUAAUUCAUGUGCUUAAGUGGUGACAAGUCCUGCAGGAAUGCCAAGAAAAAAGUUUGAAAUUUGACCAAAUGGACAAACUUAAUUCUGUAGCAAGAAUCUUAAUAUCAUAAUAGACCUGCAUAGUGUUACAUUGCAAUAUAGUACACCCAGAAAAAACAGAAAUAAAAUGCUCUUUUGUAAUAAUGAC
Messenger RNA from Zonotrichia albicollis (white-throated sparrow), 10801 nucleotides. The record is from RefSeq and is a predicted model, not a curated record. NCBI's taxonomy places the organism in Eukaryota, Metazoa, Chordata, Aves, Passeriformes, Passerellidae.